ACUCUACUGAAACCCCAAGAACAGAUAAGUGAAAGAAAAAAGAAAUGGCAUCUUCAUCAGGUCUAUUUUCUUCAAUUAGAGGCCCUGAAAUCUCCAAAUCUAAAACCCUAAUUUUCAAUUCAAAACCUUAUCAUCAUCACCAUGCAUUCAUCAAUGUUUCAUUUCCUCUUCAUUCUCAAUCCUAUCAGAAGAAGCAAAACAAGUUGAGGGUUUCUGCUGCAUCAUCAUCUAUCUCCAUGACUGAGGAUAUCCGAACUGGUCCAGAGGAUCUUGUUGCAUCUAUUCUCUCCAAGGUGACUGGAACUGAUCGAGGAGUUUCGCUAACUAAAGAAGGGCAUAAAGAGGUAGCUGAAGUGGCUCAGAAAUUACAAAAGUACUGUGUUGAUGAGCCUGUUAAAUGCCCACUUAUAUUUGGAGAGUGGGAUGUGCUGUAUUGUUCUGUGCCUACAUCUCCUGGAGGUGGCUACCGCAGUGCAUUAGGGCGUGUCUUUUUUAAAACCAAACAAAUGAUUCAAGUAGUUGAAGCUCCUGCCUGCGUUAAAAAUAAAGUCUCGUUUUCUUUAUUUGGUUUCAUAGAUGGAGAGGUUUCCUUGAAAGGUGCACUAAAUGUAUUGGAUGAAAAAUGGAUUCAAGUUAUAUUCGAGCCUCCAGAAUUGAAGGUUGGGGGUUUCAAUUUCACUUAUGGUGGGGAGAGUGAGGUUAAACUGGAGAUUAGCUACGUAGACGAAAAAAUCAGGUUAGGAAAAGGUUCCAGAGGUUCUUUGUUCGUCUUUCUAAGACGUUAAAACCACGUAUUUCAUUCGAUAUAUCAUUCUCAUUGUAUUCCAACCCCAUUAUGUAUCUGUAGCUUUUCGUGUUUUUCACUAGUAAUAGUUGUGAUGAUUGAACAAACAUCCAUCUGCUGUAAAAUAUAUCAGAUCUAUAGAACUCUUGAUAUGUGUGGAAUUAUCUGGAGACCUCUCAUAUUUUUGUCAACCAUUUAAACUAAAUGUAAUGCUAUUUAUAGCUUUUCAGUACA
This is a messenger RNA of Papaver somniferum (opium poppy), 1018 nucleotides long. RefSeq names its product probable plastid-lipid-associated protein 8, chloroplastic. The record is from RefSeq and is a predicted model, not a curated record. The transcript is spliced from 4 exons. Bases 45 to 785 code for a protein of 246 amino acids. NCBI's taxonomy places the organism in Eukaryota, Viridiplantae, Streptophyta, Magnoliopsida, Ranunculales, Papaveraceae.